AUGUUACAAAUUGCUAAAGGGUUUGAAAUUGUGCAGGAAUCAUGUAAUAACACGUAUGAUGGAGGAGAAACGUUUAGUAUUCAAUAUGAAACAACAAAACUACACAAUGAAUAUAUUGUUCAAUUUACCGGUUAUUAUUUAGAGACUACUCGUUUUAAUUACAUAAAGAAAGCAUUGAAUCGAAAUGGUAUCAAGAAAUUUGAAAUAGUUAAACGGCACAAUAUAAUGGAGCAGUAUCCGUCAGAUUUUGAUAUUUUAAGACUUGAAAUUGAACAAGAAGAAGAAGAAAUAUCAAAUGUCCUGAAAAAACAUCCUUUGAUACGAGCUGUUGGUUCACAUAGGAAAAUUAUUCGAUAUCUAAAUCAAUAUGAUGAUGAUUUAUUGUACAAAAAGCGUCAACGUAAAGUAUUUUCAACCGAACAACAACAAGAUAAUGAACUAAAUGACAUACGUUCUCCUAAAAGAAAAUUGCAACGUAGUUCACCAGUCUAUGUAAGAGUUGCCGAAACAUUACAAGCACCGAAACUUUGGAGAAUGGGACAUAAAGGUGCUGGUAUUCGUGUGGCCAUUUUUGACACGGGCAUACAGAACGCACAUCCACAUUUUCCAAAUAUUGAAGAAAUAACAAAUUGGACAGAUGAAAAAAGUGAUUCAGAUACGAUUGGUCAUGGAUUGUUUGUUGCUGGUGUAAUUGGAAGUAAUAAAGAAUGUUUAGGUAUUGCACCAGAUGCUGAAUUACACAUAUUUAAGGUGUUUACAAAUAACCAGAUAUCGUACACAUCAUGGUUUUUGGAUGCGUUCAAUUAUGCUAUUGUGAAGAAAGUGCAUGUGUUAAAUUUGAGUAUUGGUGGACCGGAUUUUAUGGAUCAACCAUUUAUAGACAAAGUUUGGGAUUUGACAUCAAAUAAUAUUAUUAUGGUCUCAGCUAUUGGUAAUGAUGGCCCCAUAUAUGGAACAUUGAAUAAUCCAGCUGAUCAAAUGGAUGUUAUUGGCGUUGGUAGUAUGACUAUAGAGGAUUCGAUAUCGCGCUUUUCUUCUCGUGGUAUGACUACAUGGGAACUACCGUCAGGUUAUGGACGAAUGAAACCAGAUUUAAUUACUCAUGGUUCACUCGUUAGAGGAUCAAAUCUUGGCUCUGGAUGUAAAGUUCUCUCCGGUACAAGUGUCGCAUCACCUGUUGUUACUGGCGCUGUUGCACUCUUAGCUAGUGCUAUUAAACAUCGAUCAAACAUUGUUAAUCCGGCUAGUAUGAAACAAGCACUUAUUGCAUCAGCACAACGAAUUAAACAUGCCAAUAUGUUUGAACAAGGUCAUGGAAAACUAAAUUUAUUACGAGCAUUCAAAGUUCUUAAUAACUAUGUUCCACAAGCCAGUUUAAGUCCAUCUUACAUCGAUUUUACGGAAUGUCCAUACAUGUGGCCAUAUUGUACUCAACCUUUGUAUUACAGCUGUAUGCCAACAAUUGUCAAUGUAACAAUUAUAAAUGGAAUGGAUGUUGUGGGUGAAAUUAUUAGCAAACCUCAAUGGCAUCCCCAAGAAGCAAAUGGUCGUUAUUUACAGUUAGCGUUUAAUUAUUCACAAAAAUUGUGGCCUUAUUCUGGUUAUUUGGCUAUUUAUAUUUCGGUGCAUCGUAAUGGCUCUGACUGGGAUGGAAUUGUUCAAGGACACAUCACAUUCACCGUUGAAUCACCACCAAAAGAUUCAGAAAGUUUACCACAGCGAACUGAUCUCGUAUUACCGGUUAAAGUUCGUAUAAUUCCAACACCAUCACGUAAACAUCGUAUCAUUUGGGAUCAAUAUCAUUCACUCGGUUAUCCACCUGGUUAUUUUCCACGUGAUGAUUUAAAACAGAAAAAUGAUCCAUUGGAUUGGAAUGCUGAUCAUAUACAUACAAAUUUCAAAGAUUUAUAUUUAACAUUGCGUAGUGCUGGCUAUUUUAUUGAAGUUCUUGGACAACCGUAUACAUGUUUCGAUGCGAGUCUAUAUGGUACGUUAUUAAUUGUUGAUCCUGAAGAAGAAUUUUUUACUGAUGAAAUAAAUAAAUUGUAUGACGAUGUUGUUAAUAAAUCAUUGUCGUUAAUCGUCUUUGCCGAUUGGUAUAAUACAUCAGUGAUGACACGAGUACAAUUCUUUGAUGAAAAUACAAGGCAAUGGUGGCAACCAGAAACUGGUGGUUGUAAUUUACCAGCACUAAAUAAUUUAUUGAAAAUGUAUAACAUCGCAUUUGGGGAUACCAUUUUAGAAGGCACAUUUAAUCUUGGCGAACAUAGUAUUUAUUAUGCAUCAGGUGCACAAAUUGUUCAAUUUCCAAAUGAUGGUUAUCUUGUUUAUCGUAAACUAGGCAAUCAAGGUGAAGUUAUCUUAAAUAUGCCCUUGUCACCUCAUUUGCAUCAACAACAACGUCAUUUACAAAUUGAUGAUCAUGAUCUUCGACAACCUAUAUUUCAUCAUCAAAUUGAUAUUGAAGAUAUACAAAAAGCUACCGAUAUUAAAGGAACAUCAAAAAUGUCGGUACCCAUUCUUGGACUGUUACAAGCACCAAAAAAUGGUGGACGUAUUGCUGUCUAUGGUGAUUCAAAUUGUAUUGAUUCAACACAUUUAAAAAUCGAUUGUUAUUGGUUAUUAUUAGCAUUACUCGAGUUUACAAAUUCAAAUCGUGUACCAAAGUUGUUUUUACAAUUAGAUGAAAAUAAACAAAUUGAUAGUCCUCAGCCACCAUUAACACGAUUAAAUACGAGUAGAUUACAUAAAUUUUCACGCGUUGUUAUGCUCGAUGAACAACAAACAAAUAAAAUGUCUGAUGGUCAACUCGCAUAUAAAGAAAGAACGUUUCCAACAUGUGAAGUAUACCAAUUUGUUGAACCAUCACUGCCUUAUAUUGGAACUAUGUUAGCUAAUAAGUACAUAAUAUUUGAUAUAAUGCGCUAUCAUCGUUUGUUAUCAAUUAAUGAUGAAACUGGUACAUCGGAUUCAUACAAUAAUGAUUUAUUUGAUGAUCAUGAUCCUCAUACUAUUCGAGAUUACCAUUCAUUGAAACAAUUUUUUUCAUUUCAAAAUCCCAUAAUGAUACCAUCUUUAUUUGCCAUAAUUAGCGUAUUAUUUGUAUGCCUGCUAUUAUUUUCAAAAUUAUUUCGUUUAAGAAAUAGAAAAAUAUUGAGAAAAAAUGUACAACCAUUUCAACAAAAAAAAGGACGUUUAACCACUACUAGUGUGUGGAAAAACGGAAAAAAUUCUGGUGUUUAA
This is a messenger RNA of Didymodactylos carnosus, 3243 nucleotides long. The record is from the annotation of a GenBank genome assembly. NCBI's taxonomy places the organism in Eukaryota, Metazoa, Rotifera, Eurotatoria, Philodinida, Philodinidae.